AUGCGACAUCGCGUACUCACGCUGAUUCUCGGCGUCUUUGCACUUUACGCAGCCUCUUUACCUCAAUCCAGAGACGACGACGAGUUUAAAGCCCUGUCUGGCCAGGUUCUCCGUGAAAUAGCACCAAAAACAGAGUCUUGCGAAGAUGCAGCAUUCCCCGAAGAAUGUGCAGAUGCAACACGGGCAGCAAGGGCUAUCAACAAGGCCUUCGAAACAUAUGGGAUCUCUUCGCUGGGCGAAAGGGUUGGGUUAGUGGCUUACAUGCUUUUCGAAUCAGACGAUUUCAAGUACAAUAGAAAUCACUAUCCAGGCAGACCGGGACAGGGCACCCGAAUGAUGGCAAUGCCCUCUUUCGUCAAAUCCUAUGCGGAAAGCGUCGCUGGCCCCGACGCUGUCGCCAAGGCCGAAGCCGCUGGAGGGGACGCAGGUCUCGAUGCAGUACUACGUCUAGCCAACUGCAACGACGAGAAAAGUUUUGGGAGUGCGGCAUGGUUUCUCAGCACGCAGUGCACCGGCUCCGUUCGAGACGGGCUGGCCACAAGAGGGAAAAGCGGAUGGCACGAUUUCUUAACCACAUGUGUAAACACAACCGUAACAGCAGAACGUGAUACACGAUGGCUGGCUACAGCACAAGUCAUGAACAUCAUCAGAAUAUCAUCAUCCUACUGCAAACUGUGUCGCAACAAGAUAACUAUCAAGCAGCUUACAAAGAUCACGCCUACGUCCACGGCCUCGUUACCAACACAAGCAACUCGUGCAAUUCUACAAGGCUUGCAGGCAGUCUGUGAAGGCACCAACCCAAUUGUCGACAUUGUCGCGGUCCACGACCUCAAUAGGCAUCGCGAGAAGACGGGGAACGGCGUGUACUGGCUGCGCGACCUGCUGCCGCACGACUUGCCGCGAGCGCGCAUACUCAGCUGGGGCUACGAUACAAACACACAUAAUAGGUCGCGAGUGAGGUGCGAGUACUUGUAUGACCGACCAUACGUGGACGCUGAUGUCAGACCUGUGUCUGGAGAGACAGUUGACAGAGGCAUGUAGUGGGCAGGGUGGUUACAAGACAAAACACCUAAGUCGCAUCAACCGAUCAAGUGGCAGAUCAUCUUCGUGGCGCACAACCUGGGCGGUAUUAUCGUCAACCGCGUGAGUGGGAGCAGGACUACUAAAACGUAGAGACAGCGGAUCGAUGAGUGCUGACUCUCAUCCCCUCAAACACCGUCGGCCGAGGCGCCCUCAAAGAGCAUCGCACUGCCAAGUUGUCGACGCACUGCAUCCUGUUUAUGCAUAUACUCCACUAAAGCGAAAGCGGAGCCGCACUGAACAAGCUCACUGCCAACAUGGCGUCCGUGUUUGUCGCGG
Molecule: messenger RNA, 1359 nt
Organism: Bipolaris maydis ATCC 48331
Lineage: Eukaryota; Fungi; Ascomycota; Dothideomycetes; Pleosporales; Pleosporaceae
Source: RefSeq, a predicted model, not a curated record